AUCCUAUCGGGUAGUUUCUGCUCGGCGGAGUGAUUCAAUUAACACCGUGUCUGAUAAUCAGCGGAGGGAUAUGUUUUUUAACAUUUGAGGUAUUUUCGGUACCCGGCGUAGGAAUGGAGAGGAAGCGGUGGGAAUGCUCGGCUUUGCCGCAGGGCUGGAAGAAAGAGGAGGUGACCCGAAGAUCCGGGUUGUCCGCUGGCAAGAGCGAUGUCUAUUAUUAUAGUCCCAGUGGAAAGAAGUUUCGCAGCAAGCCACAGUUGGCCCGCUAUUUGGGGAACUCGAUGGAUCUCAGCACUUUUGACUUCCGCACUGGGAAAAUGCUAAUGAGUAAAAUCAACAAGAAUCGGCAACGUAUGCGAUAUGAUGGAUUGAAUCAGGCCAAGGGUAAGCCUGACCUGAACACAGCUCUUCCUGUCAGACAGACAGCUUCCAUCUUUAAGCAGCCUGUCACUAAAGUGACAAACCACCCCACCAACAAGGUGAAAAGUGAUCCACAGAAGGCAGUGGACCAGCCACGGCAGCUUUUUUGGGAGAAGAAGCUUAGUGGGUUAAAUGCUUUUGACAUAGCAGAAGAGUUGGUGAAAACAAUGGAACUGCCAAAAGGACUGCAAGGAGUGGGUCCUGGCUGCACAGAUGAGACUCUCCUCUCUGCCAUAGCAAGUGCAUUGCACACCAGUACAAUGCCGAUCACUGGCCAGCUGUCUGCAGCAGUGGAAAAGAAUCCAGGAGUGUGGCUCAACACUUCUCAGCCCCUAUGCAAGGCCUUUAUGGUGACUGAUGAGGAUAUUAGGAAGCAAGAAGAGUUGGUACAACAAGUCAGGAAGAAACUGGAAGAGGCUCUCAUGGCUGACAUGCUCGCCCAUGUAGAUGAGAUUUCCAAGGAUGGGGGAGCCCCGGUUGAUAAAGAUAUUGAAGAUGAGGAGGAAGAUGAUGAUCCAAGAGAGCAAGAGGCAGAAGAUGUAUAAGGUAUCAAACUACAGAAGACAUUUGAUGCAGGAUAUAUGCUGAAGACAUAAUGCAGCAGGACUCUAUCUUUUUGAAACAGAGACCACCCAAAUGUUAUAAGCAGCAUAACAAGUUCUGCAUACAGGUCAUUGAUUUGUAGAGACUUUGGGACUUUGGAAAGGAGGAUGGGGAGAUGCAUGACUAAUGAACUUAUCCCACUUUGUCCUGGACAAAGCAUGCUUGGACAUUAUCCAUAAGUCAAAGUAUUAAAUCAAUUUUGGGUGCACGAGUAGCAAAUUCUGAUCAUCUAUAAAUUGAGAUAUUCAACUUACCCUUCCCCAGAUAUUAUUAAAUGUACAGUACAUAGAAAUUCUGCAUAGAGGGCUGCUGCAGAAUUUAGAGGUAAACUCAAAAUUAGUAUUUUUGUUAAGCUCUCAAGAUACAAGACUAAAAAGUUGACACUCAUGUUAUAUAAUUUAUUGCUGUUAACUGUACUUCAGGUUUUGGCAGACAAAUGAUACCCUUAAUAGUUAAGGAACCUGAAAUUUGCAAGUAAAGAUUUAGUUUAAGUAAAAAAACCAAACAAAUACAAAACAACUUUGACUUGAUCCUUGGCGUUACUUGCUCCAAAGACAGAAUUAGGACUGUGCCCUAAAUUAUUUUUUACUUUUGUACAAAACCAAACAUUUCCUUUGGGGUCAUAAGGCCAUUUUUCUAAAACACCCCAAAAAAUAUAUAAAAUAAAUGCCCUGGUUAAUCAUUUUCAGUUAAUAGUGUGAGGCAGUAUAAGAGUAGAUAGAAUUUUUAGAAUCUUUUUUUAAUCUGACUUUUUUUUUUUUUUUUGUAAAGUCUUGGACAUCUGUAUGACACUAUUGUAUCUUACAGCUGUUAUUUAACACCUAAAUGCAGAAAUGAUUUACUGCAUAACAAGCAGGUUAACAACAUUGCUACACUAUAUUAAGACCCCAUAGAAUAACUUUUUCUCUAACUCUAUGUAUACGUGCUUUUGUAAACAAGUUUAGAGAAACUGGCUAUCCACUCUGUGUCCUUUGUCUGCAGAUACCAGCAAUGUGCAAGGCUGUGCUGAUCCUAUAUUAAACUCUGCUCCAUUUAUUUAGUAAUUUACUGUUCCUGGUCUGAUGCUUUAUGUACUGCUUAUUUAAUUUAUUUUAAUAGGCCUUAUCUAGAGUGAUGUUUCUUAGUUCCAGUAUAAAUACACCUUACUGGUUAAAUUUUAAAGGAACAGUAUACUGGUAAAAAAAUAUUUUCACUUAUGUGUUUUAGUGGUUUGUUAUACCAGCUGCAGAGUUUAAAAUGUUGUUGAAAUGAUGCAUUUCGGUUUCUUUUGUAUAUGAAAUAACAUUUCUGCUAACUGAAUCAACAACCAAUUAAAGCGACCUAAAACCCAAUUUUUUUUUCUUUCAUGAUUUAUAUAGAACAUAACAUUUUAAACAACUUUCUAAUUUUACUUCUAUUAGCAAAUAUUCUUAGUUUUCUUGUUAUCCUUUGUGGAAAAGCAAAAAUGUAAGCUCAAGAGUGUGCACGUGUCUGCAGCAGUUUUGCAACAAUGUUUUACAUUAGCAGGGGCACUAGAUGGCAGCACUAUUUCCUGUUGUGUAGUGCUUCAGGCAUGUUCACGCUACCUAGGUAUCUUCAACAAAGAAUAACAUGAGAAUGAAAAUAAAUUGAUAAUAGCAGUAAAUUGGAAACUUUUUAACAUAUCCGCUAUCUGAAUCAUGAAAGAAAAGUUUGGGGUUUAAUGACCCUUUUAAAUGGGCUGAGCUUGCAGGUAGUGCAGCCAUCUUAUCUAUAUAUACACAGUCCUCUUUAUCUUCUCACUGUAUACUCAAACCAAUACUUACUGAAAGACCAAUGCUUACAACAGUGGAAAAUUAACAUUUUAGUACCUCACCACCCCCUUCUCCAAUGGGAGCAUGUUCAUGUUUACAUUGCUUUAAUUUAAACCAUACUUAAAGGGAUGCUAAAGUCAAAUUUUUCAUGAUGCAUAUAGAACAUGCAAUUAAAAAAAAAAAAUCUAACUUCCAUUAUCAAUUGUACAUAUUCUUUUUAUAUGCAUACUUUCUAAGGCACCUAUUUAUACUGAGCAUGUGCAAAAGUUCAGUGAAUGAGCCUGAUUUGCUGAUGGCUGUUGCAUGAUAGUUUAUGGGGAAAUAGAAGUAACCCUAGAGGCAGAACAUUAUUUCACUUUCUGCAAAUAUUUGUUUUAAUUUUAUUUCAAAAUGACCUACAGAAACAGUUUCACAAAUCCAGUUUUAAAUUAGGCAAUUACACUAAAGCACAGUUGCAAUGUGUUUGACUGGAGGAUAAAGCAUUGUUUAACAUUUUAUAAUAUAUUGCAGCAGUUGAACAUUGCAUUGCACUUUUUUUUUUGUUUAUCUUGAAUAAAUUUUGUUUCCUUUGC
Messenger RNA from Bombina bombina (fire-bellied toad), 3367 nucleotides. RefSeq names its product methyl-CpG binding domain protein 3 (gene MBD3). The transcript has 7 exons. Lineage: Eukaryota; Metazoa; Chordata; Amphibia; Anura; Bombinatoridae. Bases 114 to 965 code for a protein of 283 amino acids. The record is from RefSeq and is a predicted model, not a curated record. Gene Ontology annotation, molecular function: DNA binding.